This is a messenger RNA of Silurus meridionalis, 5686 nucleotides long. RefSeq names its product SRY-box transcription factor 1a (gene sox1a). Gene Ontology annotation, molecular function: RNA polymerase II cis-regulatory region sequence-specific DNA binding; DNA-binding transcription factor activity, RNA polymerase II-specific. The transcript is spliced from 2 exons. Gene Ontology annotation, biological process: regulation of DNA-templated transcription; cell differentiation; anatomical structure morphogenesis. Bases 1700 to 2560 code for a protein of 286 amino acids. Lineage: Eukaryota; Metazoa; Chordata; Actinopteri; Siluriformes; Siluridae. The record is from RefSeq and is a predicted model, not a curated record.
GAUGCGAGUACACGACAACAUCAAAUAUUUAGAAGUAAUACUAUAACUCUGUAUCAUUUUCCACAGGUAUUGUGUAAUAUUAGUGGGGCACACCGAGAAAAUCCUUCAUAUUCUUCAAGCCCCUCAUUCUUCUUACCUGACAUUUAAAUGAUCUCGGAGUCAUUGACAGAUAUGAUAUUUACCACUGUCAUAUGGUGAAGCACAAUUACAUAAUUUGGUGUGUGAUUCACGUUCGGUGACUUUUUUUUCUUCCCAUGCACAUCGGUAUUAACCUAAUUAAAAGCCAUACAGCUUGGCAUCGUUAGCUGCGCAGCGGGGCAGGAAUAUUUUUGUUUUGCCUUCAAUUAGGGGCUGAUUGGUGUUUUCAGGGCAGGUCAGCUGUGAAAUUCGAAUUACACAUGUGUUGCGUUGUGCACAGUGUGAGAUUUUUUCCCUUGGCAAUAGAUUGUAACAUGCCCUUGGUUUCGAAAUCGUCUUCAGUCUGACCUGUGAACAAUGCACCGAGUAAAAAUACGUUGUUUUCAGUGUAAAGCGCUUUUUUGUGUGUUUCCGUGCGUCCUAUAUCAAACUGUUUUCAGGAAAACCAUGACAUAUUCCAAACACUGAACUACCAGCAGACGGCACUAAGACUCCUUCAGACGUCAGGGGAAUCGCAAUCCCCUUUUUAUACUAAACGUAUUUGCUGAAUACGUAUAGUCAAUAUUUGGUGAAUAUGUCCGGCGUCUGGGAUCCUGUAUAGAAUAGAUGCCGACAGGUAGAGUGUGUUACGCUUGUGUGAUUAAACCAAGUGCGCACACGUGUCCUGCUUUAUACGUGUGUAGAGGACAAGCGCAUCCAAAUAAUAAUUACUUAUUACUUAUAACACUUUUUUCUUAGCAUUUCUUUUUUUGCAUGCAUCAAUUUUCACAUAUAUAUUUUGUAAGGCUUUAAAGUUUUAAUUGUGUACACAUCAUCAUAUCAGUUAGAUCAUAAAAUCACAAAAAAAAGGUCUAAACUCACCUUUUCUCUUUCUUGCAAUAAAAUAUAAACAGCAAGAAAACGCGCUUAUUAAAAACUAUUUAUUUUAGAGCUCAUAUACACUUUAUUUCCAAAGUUUUUUUCGAGUGAAUAUUAAACACGAUUAAGCAUGUCAACUUUUAAAUAGGAUAAAGUUUUUUUUUUGUUGUUUUUUUUUUUUUUAUGUUAUAAAAUUUACUGGGGGAAAAAAACGAGACUUCCAUAACGUGUCAGGGUCUCCCGCUCUCUGGUUUCCGUUAGAGGGGCGUGUUUGACCCCUGCAGCACCCCGCCUACCGGGUCUGUCCUCGCUCCUACGUCACUGCACCGAUCACCAUGCAAAUCUGUCGUGUUCUUGCACGCCAUUGGCCACAGGCUCGGUUUAAUCGCUGUCAAAACCCGUCAUAUGGCCGCCACUUUAACUAAGUCCUCAGCUCCACUAGGGAAAGUAGCUCCAAUGCGCUUUCAAUUAGCGUGGAUGUAAAACCGCUGUUGGGAACAAGACAAAACAGGCUGCCGGAAGAUAUAAACGAAUAAAAAGCCCCGCAACACCAGAACUUCAAACUCACAGCCACUGUUGGGAUUAAAGUCCACUUGAUUCCGGAGUUCUCCUUUGCCUUGCUUGUGUUGCACCUGGUCCGGCGGACCAGCACCGAAAGUUCAUGCUUUUUCGUAUUGGUUGAGAAGUCUUUAAAACCACUUGAAUGUAUAGCAUGAUGAUGGAGACGGACUUGCACUCCCCGGGACCCCAGACUAAUACAAACCCGGGACAGACAGGUCCGAACACGGGGAACAAAGCCAACCAAGAGCGCGUCAAACGCCCUAUGAACGCUUUUAUGGUGUGGUCCCGCGGCCAGCGGCGGAAAAUGGCUCAGGAAAACCCCAAAAUGCACAACUCUGAGAUCAGCAAGAGACUCGGCGCAGAGUGGAAGGUGAUGUCAGAAGCUGAAAAGCGGCCCUUCAUCGACGAGGCAAAAAGGCUGCGCGCCAUGCACAUGAAAGAGCAUCCGGAUUACAAAUACCGACCGAGGCGCAAAACCAAGACGCUGCUGAAAAAGGACAAAUACUCUUUGGCUGGCGGUCUGCUCGGCGGAGCGGCCGCGGGAGCGGGAGUUGGGCUCGGUGUGGGCAUGAGUGCAGCCGGAGUAGGCCAGAGGUUAGAAAGCCCCGGAGGUCACGGGGGCUCAGCCGGCGCCGGUUAUUCGCACAUGAACGGUUGGGCAAACGGCGCGUAUUCGGGGCAAGUCGCUGCCGCCGCCGCCGCCGCUGCUAUGAUGCAGGAGGCGCAGCUCGCCUACGGGCAGCACCCUGGCAGCGGGGCACACCAUCACCACCACCCCCAUGCCCAUCACCAUCAUCCACACAACCCGCAGCCAAUGCACCGCUACGACAUGAGCGCUCUGCAGUACAGCCCCAUAUCCAGUUCUCAGAGUUACAUGAGCGCGUCGCCGACCGGCUAUGGAGGGAUUUCCUAUUCACAGCACCAAAACGCAGGUGUUGCGUCGUCGGCCGCCAUCGGCACGCUGAGCUCUUUGGUCAAGUCCGAGCCGAACGGGUGGUUGUGAGAGACUCUGCAGGAAUUUGGCAGGCUCGGAGUUUGGAGAGGCGCCCCCACGCUGCGCUGCCAUUCAGUGGUCGAGCGCGCUGUGUGGUUGGGAAGUUUGCACUGAGCCGUGGCCUCAAUAGCUUCACAAAGCUGAUUACAAGCCCCAGCGAGUUCGUGAAGGGAGCAGGCCAGUCACACAGGUGUGCGUUAGAUAGGGGGCAGCCCUCCAGAGCUGGGCAGGGCGGGGGGGUGGGGGGUAUGGACGACCACACAAAAAGCUAAAGUGGCCCGGGAAUUUGGUGGGAAAAGACAGUGUUAGCUGAGGAAAAACGCUGCCCGCUCCCAUCACUGAGUGCACAGAGGGACACACUAUAACACCCUUAUUAAAGCCACUCAUUUGGAUUAUUGUCUGUACUAAAUACAUUGCAUGUUAUAGUUCACAUAAUUACUAAUGUGUGGCAUAUUAAUAUUUGCACGUGGAAAUUUCAUAAGCUGCUGUCAACUAGUGUUUCUUUUUUUUUUUUUAUGAUGUAGCUUAUUAACGCAAGUCGUGGUGAUAGAGAGUGAAUCAUAUACAAAAGCGCACUCUCUUUGCUGCUUAAUCCAUUCUUUUAUUUUCUCUGCUCCGUAAAAUAUGACAUCAGUGGACCAGGCAGCGUAUUUAAUUAAAGCAGAGUCUAACUAUCAAUUACUCAAGAAAAACAGAGGCUCCCUAAGGGCCGCUAAUCAGCACCCGAACAGUCGGUCUGCUUGCUCAUUACGGCAUCACUACACCCGGCAAUGAUAAUCAACCGCAUCUGCCUGCGCUACCCUCAUUUGCUGUAUCUGAAUAUUCUCAUUCACAACUUCCCUAACGUAAUUCUCACGCAAGACGCUCUGUUUGUAUUUGUCUUGAUUAACAAUUUGAACUGUGAUCAUAAUAAGCUACUAUUCUUAAACAAUGCAAUAACCGAAGCUCCAGUGAGCCUUAAAAUCUAUGAUACGUAAAACGUCUUGUUUCUAUAAGAGUUUGGAAAGCAGUUUUCCCACACGUGGGGUCAACGUCAUCCGCCAGCGUUUAGAUUAUGUUUUAGUAAGGACACAAUAUACCAAUUUAUACGACUUUUCAAAGUCCCCAUACUUCGUAGGGCCAUGGAUGGGUCAGAACGGAACACACAUUGAUUAUACUUUUUUCCAUCCUUACAAAGUAUGCAGGCCAGUAAACCCAUUCUUCGGCAUUUUCUUUUAUAAAUAAUAUAUAAUUUAUGAUAAUUCAGUUCCACAAACAGAGAUUUCUUUUGGGGGUCCCGGCCCUAUGUGCGUGCUUUUGCAUUCAAGCUUUCCACUAAAAAAGCCGUUAAUCUAUUGUAACUUUGGCUUCACCUGGGUCCUGUCACCCCCGUCGUUCUCGGGUGAUGAGGGGACAAAAGCGCCCAGGCUCGUUAUUCAAGCGCGACCGACUAUGCUAAUUGAAGUAAAUUGCGAAUACUGAUCCCGAUUUUUUGCGGAGAUCUUCAGAACUCAGGGCAGCUGCAACGCCUCUGUUCUGUAUACUCAUUCCCUUUCCAACUGCAAUUCCUCUAAUCUCUGAGCAUCUGAACAAUUCAGGAUACAUAUUAGAGAAAGUCGAAUUCAAGUUUCAAACGCGCGAGGUCAUUUCAUCCUCUUCUGAGGAGCUGUCCUAGUUCUGAAACCACCAGCACUCGGAACUAUGCGUCCCACCACACACCCCUCUCAAAGUGUACAUCCGAGGAGAGGCUAAACAAAGCACUGGUGGUAACAAGAAUAAAAAGGUGGAAAACAUUUAGUGCAUGUGUAUAUGUCAAAUUAAUUAUGUUAGAAUGUUUAUUGACCUUAUUAGCUCUUGCUGAGAUACGAAUUAACGGACAAUCUCUAUGUAGUUACAUAACGUACAAAAAACAUGUAUUAAGAUAGAUAAUGGCAGGUUGCCGGGUUUUAAUUACAAAAAUUGUACCUUGCACAAUCGGGUUAUUUUUUGCUGUUGCACUUCUAAAUCCACCACAAAACAAUAUUUUCACUCCCCGUGUUGGUUGUCAACUCUACCUUUCCCUUCAACUUUCCCUUUCCAAGUUUGCUUUGUGAAAAUCAAGAGUUAUAGUCUGACUUAUGUUAAGUUUGUAAUGUAACGCCUCUGGACAAGGGCAAAUGUAAAAGUCAAAACAGUGUAAGUUCAUUAGGAAUGAUCUUGCACGCAUCUCUAUAGAUGGUUAAAAACUGUGCGUGUUUACUCUCAUAUAGUUUGUUGUAAACUUCUCAGCGGGGGUCCACAAAUGGAUUUUUGAAUUGUUUGCUUUCUUAGGGAUGCACUGUGCCUCUAUUCUCUGAUAGGGGAUAAACUUUGUGUUUGAUUGCAUUGUGCUUUUACAUCUGAAAGAGGGAGACAGAUAGAGAGAAACGACAACAAAAAAAUUGAUGUUCAUGGAUUGAUUAUUGAUUUUGUGGUGUCCAUUUUUGUGAGUUUUCUUGAAAGGAGGAGUGCAUGGAAGGUGGAAUAGUAAAGCACACAGACCAUCAGAAGAGAUGUUGCACAGGGGAAGUGGAGUCUGCAUGGACAGUUGCUGACAACAGGAGCACCUGCUUGAAGACAGUGUGGCGGAUGGAGGGCAGAGGGGUUGGGGUGAUAAUGGCACACCCCACUGAGAGUUAUUACUUAAAGACUGUGCUGGGAUGAAAUGACAUUGUAAUGGGAGGGUACUUUAUGCCCUGUUUGCAAGGAACUAGGUAUUCUUGCUUUACAGCUUAUCUUUGUCCCAUUUUGUCUCCUGUAGCUCUUCAGCCUCCCCUUGCUCUCUCGCUGUCUUCUUCUUCUUUCGCUACUUCUUCCCCUUCUUCUUCCUCUUCUUCUUCUUCAUCUUCUUCUUCUUCUUCUUCAUCUUCUUCUUCUUUUAUACUGUCUAAUCCUUAGGAGUAUUUAUGCUAAAAUACUUUUAGUGAUUCCGGGUUCAUGACAAUAACUAAAAUUCUGAAAAUUCUGAAAUAUGUUUUUAAACUUUAGUGUCCAUUAUUUUGAUUCAUUUCCCCACUGUUUGUUUUAUACUUUUUUUAUAAUUCGGGGAUCUGUCAUGGAGAUAACCAAGAAAGUGUAUAGUUAAGCAACAAGUGUGAGUGUGUGUGUGUGUGUGUGUGUGUGUGUGUGUGUGUGUGU